CACAAUUGAAGUUAAGUGAUCUUUGAUUUAAAUCGCGUUCUACUUUAAGGUGAAAGAUGGCUUCGAGAAAAAGGACAGUGGUUUCGGACAGUGCUAGUGAGUUCAGUUUGGAUAUCUACAAAGCGAUCACAAGUUCUUCAAACAAUGACAACCUUUUUAUUGCGCCAACAAGCAUUUGGAUUGCCAUGGCAAUGGUUAAUGUUGGAGCAAGAAAUGUCACAAGAGAGCAGAUAGAAGCAGCUUUAAAACUGAGGUUUAAAGACGAGGAAGUGAUGCUGGACGAGUUUGAAAAGUUUUCGAAAGUACUUAAUCAAGGAAAUAGGAAGUCUGUCAAGCUUCAAGUUGCAAACAGGCUCUACCCGUACUCGGGAGGAACCAUUUUGCCGAAGUAUAUUUCAACCAUUUCGCAGCACUUUGGAGCUGAUGUUAAGCCUCUGGAUUUCGAAUCCUGUUCAGAUGAAUCAAGAAUUUCAAUAAACAACUGGGUUGAAGAAGUCACAGAACAGAAAAUCAAGAAUGUGCUACCCGAUGGUUCUAUUAACUCUUUGACAAGGUUGGCCAUCGUCAAUGCUAUAUACUUUAAAGGUAAUUGGGCGAUGCCAUUUAAACGAAGAAAUACGAGGGAUCACGAUUUCCACCUUAUUGACGGCGGUAUUGUUCAAGUUCCUAUGAUGACUAUCGUGCAAGAGGAACUAAAAUACGGCGAAAAUUCAGAACUUGGUUGCAAAGUGCUCCACUUACCGUACGAAGGCGACGGUUUAACGAUGGUCAUCAUUUUGCCGACUGAAAUUGACGGACUGCUCGAACUGGAAACAAGACUUGACUCGCAGGCCCUGUUGAAAAUCAUCGAUGAUGUGUUUUCUCGAAGGGUAGAAGUAUAUCUUCCGAAGUUUAAACUGGAAUCUUCUUUUGCUCUCUCCAAAACGUUGUCUGCUUUGGGAAUGGUAGACGCCUUUAGCGAGGAAAAGGCCGACCUAUCGGGAAUGGGGACGAAUUUGUACGUGUCCAACGUGUUCCACAAAGCGUUCGUUGACGUGAACGAAAAGGGCAGCGAGGCGGCAGCAGCUACAGCGGCUGAAGAAAAAGAUCGUUGCCCACCCCCUCGUCCCAGAAAGUUCAAGACCGAUCACCCGUUCCUCUUCCUGAUCUGGGACUUCAAGCUCAGGGCGCCGCUUUUCAUAGGACGGUAUAUGCAUCCGCCUUCACAGUCCAGCUCGACUCACCGUUAACACGUUGAUAAAAGGAAGGAAUAUAUAACAUGUACUUAUUUUUAUGAAUGCCGAGGAGUGAAAGCGAGUUCAAAAUUACAUUUAAAUAGUAGCAGCCUAGACAACUUAUAUGUUUUCCAUUAUGAUUUUCCAUAAAAUUUUGUUCAUUUGCCAUACACGUGUUGCUUUCCUUGUGCUAUUGAAGAAAAGAACAUACCAGAACUUUUAUUCACCAGAAAGUCAUAUCUCCAUUAACUCUGUUUUAACAGCUGCUGAGUCUAACUGCAUGUAUUGUGAAGUAAUUCUAGCUUUGUUUUGUAUCCACAUUUUGAUCUAUAAAUAUUUCAUAACACUUGAUCAUGUAUUGUAUCAUUAACACGGUUGUCAUUUAACUCUCCAUUUGUCAUGGUAAUCAACGAGUAUUUGCAUAUUCUCAUAAUUUUUGGUUUCUCGUUUUUUAAACAAAUUAAUCAUGUACAAGACAAUACUGCGUAUGGAACAUUGGUGCAAUAUUGUUGGAUAUUCAAAACAAUAUUAAACUUUUGAA
Messenger RNA from Mya arenaria, 1755 nucleotides. RefSeq names its product leukocyte elastase inhibitor-like. The record is from RefSeq and is a predicted model, not a curated record. NCBI's taxonomy places the organism in Eukaryota, Metazoa, Mollusca, Bivalvia, Myida, Myidae. Gene Ontology annotation, molecular function: serine-type endopeptidase inhibitor activity. The transcript has a single exon. Bases 57 to 1229 code for a protein of 390 amino acids.